This is a messenger RNA of Blumeria graminis f. sp. triticale, 906 nucleotides long. Lineage: Eukaryota; Fungi; Ascomycota; Leotiomycetes; Helotiales; Erysiphaceae. The record is from the annotation of a GenBank genome assembly.
AUGUCUACUGCCAAAAAUUACAGUAAGAAUCUAAUCACGACAAAUGUUAACGAGGAGUAUUUCAGCAAGAAAGACGAAGUUGCCGUACAAAGUAAAAACACAUCCAAAACAUUGAAACGUAAAGUUAUUUGCUUUUCUGAUUUUGAUGGUACAAUAUUUCUUCAAGACACAGGCCACAUCCUUUUCGACGCUCAUGGUUGCGGACCUACACGGCGUGCUACCCUUGAAGCACAAAUAGCUUCAGGUGAACGCAGCUUCCGUGAUGUAUCAGAAGAAAUGUGGGCAUCGCUCAGAGUUCCUUUCGACGAUGGGUUUGCCUUAAUGAAGUCAUCUCUUGACAUAGAUCCUCAUUUUAAAUCCUUCCACCAAUACUGUCUUGCGCAUGAUAUCCCCUUUAAUAUAAUUAGCGCCGGAUUAAAGCCUGUACUACGAAAGGUCCUAGACGCCUUCUUAGGCAAAGAAGAGAGUGGCCACAUCAGUAUAGUUGCUAAUGAAGCCAUAAUUUCAGAGGGUGGAAGUAAAUGGAAGCCAAUUUGGCGACAUGAUAAUGAGCUUGGCCAUAACAAAGCUGUAUCAGUUCAGGAGGCUCGUGAACAAGCGAAGCUCACUUGCGAGGAUGGCACUAUACCCCUCAUAGUAUUUAUCGGCGAUGGAAUCUCUGAUCUGCCGGCGGCUAGAGAGGCAGAUGUCUUGUUUGCACGCCGAGGUUUAAAGCUUGAAUCAUACUGCAUAGAGCAUCAGAUUCCGUUCAUUGCAUUUGACACGUUUGCCGAUAUUCAAAGGGAGGUGCAAAAAAUCAGAGAGGAAGAUGAGCGGGAGACUUCCGGCAGGGGCGUUCCAGUUCGGUUCAAUCCGAGAGCUAAUCUUUGGCGCAGGGUUAGCAGCAAGAAUUCGGUGAGUAACUAA